AACUGAAGAUAAAAUAUGAUAAUACGACAACUUGACUAUGAACUAUUUCUGUGGUUGUUCUUUGCAGGCUGGUCAUACAAUAAUGACAAUCCCCGCGAAGAAUGGCAUCUCAUCCCGGGUAGCUACUGCAAUGGAACCUCCCAGUCGCCUAUCAAUAUCAACACCAGCAUCGCCAUCCACAUUGAUCUUGGUUCCUUAUCUCCGGAUGGCUAUACCGAGGCUAACCCUAACUUGGAAAUUGUAAACAACGGGCAUGGAAUAACCGUCCAAUUGCAUGAAGCUGUUGAGGCCUUUUACACGCUCUCUGGGGGCGGUCUCCCUACUACCUACACAGCUUCCCAGUUUCACUUUCACUGGGGGUCUAUCAACUCUCAAGGCUCAGAACAUCUAAUUAACAGCAAUGCCUUCCCUGCAGAGUUGCACAUGGUUCACUACGACAGGGCCAAAUACGCCAAUCUCGGGGCAGCUUUAACAAGCUUGCAGUGGGAUGCAGUCACCGCAGUGGGUGUGAUGAUUCAGAUUGGCGAAGAUGAGAACACUGCUUUCAAGUCCGUCCUGGAUUACGUCAGCCAGAUCGCCAAUUACUCCUCGGGCAACACUUCCCUGAGCCUCCCAUCGUUUUCAAUCCGCAGCGUCUUGCCAUUUGACCUGGCCCGUUUCUACCGUUACAAUGGUUCCUUGACGGUGCCCAACUGCUACGAGUCCGUCAUCUGGAACGUCCUUGAAGAACCGAUCUCUAUCUCCCAGGCUCAGCUUGACACUUUACGCAACGUGUACGGCGACACCAGGGACAGCGCAGGCAAUUACGAAACCACCGUCAACAACUACCGUCUCGUCAACCCUCUGAAUGACCGCACACUCUAUUACAGCAGACCUGAGGACCAAGGUGAAGGAGACGAAACUUCUACUCCCGAGCCUACUGAUGGCGGUGCAGUUGCCAUCUCACCGAUGAGGGCACUGUUUAUUGUGGCACUUGCACUUUGUAUGUUGUUCAAUCGCUUUUAGAUUUAAUCAGACACCGACGUGGUUUUUUUUUCUUCUUCUUAUACUGGGAAAUUAAGUUAUUACGGAUUUAACAAUGAUGAAUAAUUAAACACAAUAUUCCUGCCAAAUCUAAUAGCUUUCACUGAUGGGGGGGGGGGUGGUGCUUGACCUUAAAAGAAACUCAUUUCAAUUUGAUUUGUAAUGAUUGGUUGGUACAUGUUUAAUGAACUUUUUUAUUUAUAAUGAAUAGGACUUCAGUUUCUGAAUGUUAAUGGAAGUGAAUCUGAUCGCUUUGAGAAAAUAAAUGAAAAUAUGAGUAAUGUAUUUGACAGUAUAAACAAUAUCCCUUUUUCUGUUCGACAAUUGUCAACAACAAAAAAAUGAGUUUAUUUGAUUGAUCUCCCUAGAUGUAAACUUUGAUUGUGAAUCAUGUGAAUCUUUGUGUCGAUGUUACUGAGGUCUUAACGGUAACUUUUAAAAAUUUCUUACAGUACUGUUGGCUCUUAUAAAUGUACGUCUUUCUGUGUAUGAAAUAUAUUAGACAUUAUUGUGUGAUUAUCAUAACAAUAGAAGAAUAUAGUAUUUGUGUCAAGCAGAUAAAUUAACCGUCGUUCACUGAGGGGAACCAGUCAAACGAUUUCAACAAUACAGUAGUUAAUUUUAUAGGAAAGUAUUCAUAUAUCUCUGUGUGAAACAUUAGUGUUAGUAUGUACUAAUUAUUUGUGUCGCGAAAAUGGUCCUUAAUAUUUACAUUUGCUUUGUAAUACUCUCAUUGUGUACUGGACCAACUAUAUACAUAGGCUUUACCGGUUUUAUUUUGUACAUAUAUUGAUAUCGGGGCUCGAAAUGUGCUAUAUUUGAUUAGCAUGAUUU
Molecule: messenger RNA, 1857 nt
Organism: Strongylocentrotus purpuratus (purple sea urchin)
Lineage: Eukaryota; Metazoa; Echinodermata; Echinoidea; Camarodonta; Strongylocentrotidae
Product: carbonic anhydrase 14
Exons: 5
Coding region: 16-1005 (329 amino acids)
Cellular component (GO): plasma membrane
Molecular function (GO): carbonate dehydratase activity; zinc ion binding
Source: RefSeq, a predicted model, not a curated record